CCUCGUUGUGCGAACUGCGUCUCUCUAACGUCAGUGUGCAAGUAUGGCCUUGGAAUUUUAUUUCUUCACCCUGCAUAGCCACCUCCACCCACCUGGAGCGCCAGGCCGAGGAACUUAAUCCCGUACCCUUUGUGAACUCGGCUUCCCGCGAACCCUGUUGCCAAUGCACUUGAGUCGCAUGUAGUCGCAGUUUAGCCUCAGUUCGCUUCACCUUCACCAAAGGGAAAUAAAGUAGACACUGCAGCCAAGAUUUUCACUUGUUUUAGUGGCAUACCACCCCAAAAGCGUCUCGGGUUGUCCGACUGGAACCCUGCUCGCCGAGGUGUGCAAACAGCCUCGGCAGGAGGUUUCCUUUCCUCGGUGGCAUAAUGGCAGAAGCUGCUUCUCCCCUGAAACGCUUUGUGCUGGCUAAGAAGGCAAUUACUGCAAUUUUUGACCAGUUACUGGAAUUUCUUACUCAAGGCUCACAUUUUAUUGAAGCAACGUACAGGAAUUCAGAACUUGAUCGAAUAGCUACUGAAGAUGACCUAAUAGAAAUACGGGGGUAUAAAAACAAGCUUUCCAUCAUUGGCGAAGUGCUGUCUCGGAGACACAUGAAAGUGGCCUUUUUUGGCAGGACAAGCAGUGGGAAGAGCUCUGUUAUCAAUGCAAUGUUGUGGGAUAAAGUCCUCCCCAGUGGGAUUGGCCAUACAACCAAUUGCUUACUGAGUGUUGAAGGAACCGAUGGAGAUAGAGCCUAUCUUAUGACAGAAGGAUCAGAUGAAAAAAAGAGUGUGAAGACAGUUAAUCAGCUGGCCCAUGCCCUGCAUAUGGAUAAAGACUUAAAAGCUGGCUCUCUCGUGCAUGUGUUUUGGCCAAAGGCAAAAUGUGCCCUCUUGAGAGAUGACCUGGUUUUAGUAGACAGUCCAGGUACAGAUGUCACUACAGAGCUGGAUAGCUGGAUUGAUAAGUUUUGCUUAGAUGCUGAUGUCUUUGUUUUGGUUGCCAACUCUGAAUCAACAUUAAUGAACACGGAAAAACAGUUUUUUCACAAGGUAAAUGAGCGACUUUCGAAGCCUAACAUUUUCAUUCUGAAUAAUCGUUGGGACGCCUCUGCAUCAGAGCCAGAAUAUAUGGAAGAUGUACGCAGACAGCACACAGAAAGAUGCCUACAUUUUUUGGUGGAAGAACUCAAAGUUGUGGAUCCUUCAGAAGCAAGGAAUCGUAUUUUCUUUGUUUCCGCAAAGGAAGUUCUUAGUGCUAGAAUGCACAAAGCACAGGGGAUGCCAGAAGGUGGUGGGGCACUUGCUGAAGGAUUUCAGGCAAGAUUACAGGAGUUUCAGAAUUUUGAACGAAUCUUUGAGGAGUGUAUCUCGCAGUCAGCAGUGAAAACAAAGUUUGAACAGCACACUAUCAGAGCUAAACAGAUAUUAGAUACUGUGCAAGACAUAAUGGAUUCAAUAAACGUGGCAGCAGCAGAGAAAAGGGUUUAUUCAAUGGAAGAAAGGGAAGACCACAUUGAUAGACUGGACUUUAUCCGAAAUCAGAUGAACCUGUUGACACUGGAUGUUAAGAAGAAAAUCAGGGAGGUUACAGAGGAGGUGGCAAACAAGGUUUCAUGUGCAAUGACAGAUGAAAUUUGUCGACUUUCUGUUUUGGUUGAUGAAUUUUGUUCUGAGUUUCAUCCUACUCCAAGUGUAUUGAAAGUAUAUAAAAGUGAGUUAAAUAAGCACAUAGAAGAUGGUAUGGGGAGAAAUUUGGCUGAUCGGUGCACCAGUGAAGUCAACGCUUCAAUGCUUCAAUCCCAGCAAGAAAUUAUUGAAAAUUUGAAACCGUUACUUCCUUCUGAUAUACAGAAUAAACUACAUACACUGGUUCCUUGCAAGAAAUUUGAUCUCAGCUAUGACCUAAAUUGCCACAUGUUAUGUUCAGACUUUCAAGAGGAUAUUGUAUUUCGUUUUUCCUUGGGCUGGUCUUCUCUUGUCCAUCGUUUCUUGGGUCCUACCAAUGCACAGAGGGUGCUUCUAGGAUUAUCUGAGCCUGUCUUUCAGCUCCCCAGAUCUUUAGCUUCUACUCCCACCAAUCCAGCAACACCAGAUAAUGCAUCACAGGAGGAAAUCAUGGUUACCUUAAUAACAGCAUUAGCUUCUCUGACAUCCAGAACGUCUAUGGGCAUCAUUGUUGUUGGAGGAGUGAUUUGGAAAGCUCUAGGCUGGAAACUCAUAUCUGUCUCAUUAAGUAUGUAUGGAGCUUUAUAUCUUUAUGAAAGGCUGGCCUGGACCACCCGAGCCAAGGAGAGAGCUUUUAAACAGCAGUUUGUGAACUAUGCAACUGAGAAACUACAGAUGAUUGUUAGCUUCACAAGUGCAAACUGCAGUCAUCAAGUACAACAGGAAAUGGCAACCACUUUUGCUCGCCUUUGCCAACAAGUUGAUAUUACACAAAAACAUCUGGAAGAAGAAAUUGCUAGAUUUUCCAAAGAGAUAGAUCAAUUGGAGGAAAUACAAAAUAAUUCAAAGCUUUUAAGAAAUAAAGCUGUUCGACUUAAAAAUGAGCUGGAGAAUUUUACUAAGCAGUUUCUACAUUCAAGCAAUGAAGAAGAAUCUUAACAAUAGAAAUCGCUUCGGUGAUCAUCAUAGGAGAAAAUGCAGCUUGGAUGAUUUGGGACAGUUAUUUUUAUGAAAUGGUUUUAAAUAUGAAUUGUAUUCACUAUACCUAAAUAGCAAAUUCUUGUGUAGAUUCUGGUAAUGAUCUAUCUCAGGGUGUUUGCAUUUCUGAAGAGUAUUAUUAUAUCUCUUAAUUUAAUUCUGGGUAAAGAACAGGCUAAGUUGUUUGAUGUGGUAAGGUGAUGAAUUAGUUAAGAACAGCAGAACCAACUAUGUGACCCCUGAGGGGUGGGGCCUUACUCUUGAUUAGGGCUCUCUUCGUUUUUGCUUCUGAAACUCAGCUUCCUGGCAUCCAGGAGUUAGAGAAUGCUCUUUCUUCUCAAAACUAAUUUUUGAUGUCACUUUAAUGGGGAUAGUCACUUUUUUGUUUUAUACCUGCAUUGUUUUAACCACCAAAAAGGAGUGUGUAAUGUUCUUGAGUGUAUUAUCUUGUGAGUUACAGUCAUUUUUGCCAUUCUGGCAGGUAUGUAAACCACUAAUAAAUAAGCUGUUGUUUACUCCUUAUAUUCCCAUUAAAACUAACGUAAAGCAAUAUAAAGGUUAGUUAUUCUAAAAGUAUCUGGGUUGAAAUAGCUUCCUGAUGUUUAUAGAGAAACAUUUUCAGCUUCAGCUAUGAGUACAGUAAGGGAAGUUAAGUUUUAGAAGUUUGAAGUGAUAAAAAUAGCCAGAUGGGAGGUCUGAAUUCUGAGUGGUUACAGUCAUGUAAAAAUUCUGUUCUUCAGAAGGUAUUUGUUGAGGAUACUGAUGAAUUGUCCUCCUGUGGUGGCUUUACUUUUAUUUAAUUGUAUGAAUUUGCCAGGGCAUGGUUAAAAAUUAUCACUGUAUUUUUUAGUUUAAUGAAAUGUUUAUGGAUUCAAGUAUUGUGUGUGUUUGUGUUAAAAACUAAUUGAAACUUACAUGGAAAUGUUAAAAAAAAUGACAUUCUAGGGCUUUGUUAUGCAAAGGGAGCCUUGACCACCAGAUCAUUUUCAGUCCCCCUAGGUGCUUGUGAGACAGCAAGGAGGACACAGUGCUGCUUUUCCAGAGGGAUAACGUUUCAGGCUCCUUUCUUCUUUCAAUACUCAGUGCUUCCUUUUCUGUGCCUUUAAGGCUCCUGGAUGCCGUUCUGUCUUUUCACAGCUGGUGCAACAACACUAUUUUUCAGGCUAUUUUAAAGAGAAUAUUAUGUAGGCCAUAAGCCUUUCAAAAAUAUAUUUUUAUGCCAAUCAGAUACUAGGAUGCCAAAUUUGCAAUAAAUAUUAAUUUAUAGUUUUUGUUGUUGCUUUAUAACCAAAAUUGGUACAGGCCACCAAUAAGUGUGGAUCAGGUAACACCUGCAGCAUGAAAACUUGAUGUCUAAAGUUACAAGCUCUGGUUCUUAAAUUUAUACAAAGUACUUGAAAUUUUGAAACAGCAUAGUGGUUUGGUAUCGCCUCAUUAGUAUACUACUAUGGCUCUCAAAGCUUGGAUCAACAGUAUCACUUGUCAACAUGUAAGAGGUACACAUUCUUGAUCCUACCCCAGACCACUAGAUCUGGGGGCCAGCACUCUUGUAAGAAGCCUUUCAGGUCAUCCUGAUGCAUGCUAAUAUUUGGGAAGUCCAGGAAUUGUGAUUCUGGUAUAUAAGUUUGUAGUAAGUUUUCCAUCACCAGUUUGAAUGCAUUCCACCUAAUCAAGUUUGAAAAUCUAUAUGAAUGUUGGAAAUGGACACUAAAAUAAUGAGACCCAACCUUUAUGCCUAGAGGUAAGUGCACCUAUGACCCAGCCCGUGAAUUCUACAGAAAUCAUGUAAGUUACACCUGAUGUAAUUCAGAGUUCUUGUUCACUAUGUGUUUGCAGAUUAAUUUAUAAACUUUGUAUAACCUCAAACUUUUUACAAAACUACAUUUUUAAAAUAAGUAUGCAAACUUGCAAGGUGAGAAUAAAACUUUUGUCUGAUAGUUGAUAAAUGUAGCAUUUAUACUGGCAUUUAGUGAGUCUUGCUCCUAAUUUUAUGGUAGGUAUAUAAACUGUCUUGGGCAGACUGGUUCAUCUUUUGAUUGGAUUUACUCAUUUAGCAUGCCUGGUCAUAUAUUGGAAGUUUCCUCAUUAAUCCUCCCUCAAGGCUGUGGUUAUGAAAAUAAAAACUUAAAUUCUA
This is a messenger RNA of Myotis davidii, 4761 nucleotides long. RefSeq names its product mitofusin 1 (gene MFN1). Gene Ontology annotation, cellular component: mitochondrial outer membrane. Gene Ontology annotation, biological process: mitochondrial fusion; mitochondrion localization. Gene Ontology annotation, molecular function: GTPase activity; GTP binding. The record is from RefSeq and is a predicted model, not a curated record. The coding region runs from base 369 to 2588 and encodes 739 amino acids. The transcript has 18 exons. NCBI's taxonomy places the organism in Eukaryota, Metazoa, Chordata, Mammalia, Chiroptera, Vespertilionidae.